CUACAAGGGAGGUAAAAGCGUGAAGUGCAGCUGAACCUAUUUCCCAGUUCGAUCCUCCGGUGGGUUGUGUCCCAGGUGCACUGCGGAGACAUCACUGGAUCUGGCGCUUGCUACAGGAUUUUCCUGUUCCUUUUUAAGGACACCUUGGGUUAAGAUGAGGGUCACACUGACUUGCCUACUCUGCUUCCUGUGUGGUCAUUCAGCUGUUGCCGACCUUCAUUCCCACCAUUCACAUCCUGCAGUCAAUAAGAAAGGGAAUGACACCCCUUUAUUGGAAAGCCCAUGCAAAGGGAAGCCCCUGGACUUUGUCUUCAUCAUCGACAGUUCCCGUAGUGUGCGGCCCCAUGAUUACGAGAAGGUCAAGGCCUUCAUCAAGAACAUACUGGAAUUCCUGGAUGUGGGUCCUGAAGCUACCCGUGUAGGACUACUGCAGUAUGGCAGUGUGGUGCAGAAUGAGUUCUUCCUCCGGGACUUCCAGAGAAAGUCUGACAUGCAGAAGGCUGUGGAUGAUAUGAUUCAGCUGGCCAGUGGCACCAUGACAGGUCUGGCGAUCGAGUACACCAUGAAUGUGGCAUUCUCCGAGGCUGAGGGGGCCCGCUCACCAGACGCAAACGUGCGCCGCAUGGCCAUGGUGGUCACUGAUGGGCGCCCCCAGGAUACAGUGCAUGAGGUAGCUGCCAGUGCACGCAGUGCUGGUAUUGAGAUCUUUGCGAUCGGUGUCGGGCGGGUGGACAUGAAUACGCUGCUUGCCAUCGGCAGCGAGCCUCAUGCAGAGCACGUCUUCCUGGUGGCCAACUUCAGCCAGAUCGAGACUCUCACCUCUGUCUUCCAGUCCAAGAUCUGUGGAGGCGCUGGCCUGUGUUCUGUGGUGGACCACGGGUGUGACCAUCACUGCGUCAGUACCCCCACCUCCUACAUGUGCAGGUGUAGGAAAGGCUACGUUCUGAACAGUGACGGAAAAACCUGCCAAGUUAUAGAUCACUGUGACCAUAGGAAGCACGGCUGUGAACAUGACUGUGUCAGCACUCCUGACUCCUACGUCUGUAGAUGCAAAAAGGGUUUUGUACUCAAUGCUGAUGGCAAAACCUGCAGAGAAGUUGACUUUUGUGCUUUGGGUACCCAUGGAUGUGAACACAAGUGUGUGAACACCGAAGACUCCUUUCUGUGUCAGUGUCAUGAGGGCUAUGACCUUAAACCUGAUGGAAAAACCUGUAAAAGAAUUGACCUGUGUGCUUUGGGUCAUCAUGGAUGUGAACACAAGUGUGUGAACACUGAAGACUCCUAUGAGUGUCAGUGUCAUAAGGGAUACACACUCAACCCUGAUGGAAAAACGUGCAAAAAAAUUGACCUGUGUUCUUCGGGUGUCCAUGGAUGUGAACACAAGUGCGUGAACAUUGAAGACUCAUACGAGUGUCGAUGUCAUAAGGGAUACAAGCUCAACCUCGAUGGAAAAACCUGCAGAAAAACUGACCUGUGUGCUUUGGGUCACCAUGGAUGUGAACACAAGUGUGUGAAGACAGAAGAUUCCUUUGUGUGUCAGUGUCAUAAGGGACACACGCUCAACCCUGAUGAAAAAACCUGCAAAAGAAUUGACCUGUGUGCUCUGGGUCACCAUGGAUGUAAACACAAGUGUGUGAACACUGAAGACUCCUUUGUGUGUGAGUGUCAUAAGGGAUAUACACUCAACCCUGAUGGAAAAACGUGCAGAAAAAGUGAUCUGUGUGCUUUGGGUACUCAUGGAUGUGAACACAAGUGUGUGAAGACAGAAGAUUCCUUUGUGUGUCAGUGUCAUGAGGGACACACGCUCAACCCUGAUGGAAAAACCUGCAAAAAAAUUGACCUGUGUGCUUUGGGUCACCAUGGAUGCGCGCAUGAGUGUGUGAACACGGAUGGUUCAUAUGAGUGUCAGUGUCAUACAGGAUACACACUUAACGCUGAUGGGAAAACCUGUGACAGGCCCGAGUGUGGAAAGAUGGACCUGGUGUUUGUAAUCGAUGGCUCCAAGAGCCUGGGACUGGCCAACUUUCAGCUGGUGAAGCAGUUUGUGAACAGCAUCGUGGGCUCGUUGAAUGUGUCCCGCGGGCACACGCAGGUGGGACUCCUCCAGUACUCCACCAAGGUGCGCACAGAGUUCUCCCUGGGCCAGUUGUCCUCUGCCCCCGCCAUCAAGCAGGCAGUCUCCCGCAUGCAGUACAUGGCCCGCGGCUCCAUGACGGGCUCUGCCCUACGCCACAUGUUUGAGGUCAGCUUCUCCCCAGAGAGGGGGUCCCGGCCCAGCGUCCACCGCGUGAGCAUUGUGUUCACAGAUGGCCGAUCCCAGGACGACGUCUCAAAGUGGGCCGCCAAGGCACAGGAAUCUGGCAUCAUCAUCUAUGCGGUUGGAGUGGGGAAGGCCAUCGAGGAUGAACUCCGAGAAAUAGCUUCCGAGCCAGAUGAGAAGCACUUGCUCUACGCCAAAGACUUCAGCCGCAUGGAUGAAAUCACAAAUAAACUCAAGUCACAUAUAUGUGAAGCAGCUGUCCCAAAGCCUCCUACUGAAGAUCUGUGCAGAUGUGAAAACAUGAUAUCCUUCCGGCACCAGGCUGCAGAACAACUGAACAGGCUGAAUCUGAAACUAGAACUUUUGACUAAGAGGCUGGACACCUUGGAGAAUGACUUGGGACACAACUGAACAACUCCAUCAUGGCAUCUUGGGAGGGAGAAACUCAAAGCAGUCUUUCAAAGAAGAAUGCUUCUAACGUCUAUCAUGAACUAGUUAAAAGCAAAUGUUUUAUAUACUUUCAGGCUGCGGACUGAGCUGACUCUGCGCUGAAGAAUGUUUACCCUACUUUUCCUACUUGUACCCUGUAUACCUCAUUUUCUACAUGCCAAAUAUUGUAUAAAUGUUGUAUAAAUGAGUGUUUUGUACAUGGUCAAAAUAGGAGGGAAUAUUAAAUAUCAGUGGCAGUUCUCAGUUCUAAA
Molecule: messenger RNA, 2961 nt
Organism: Paramormyrops kingsleyae
Lineage: Eukaryota; Metazoa; Chordata; Actinopteri; Osteoglossiformes; Mormyridae
Product: matrilin-2
Molecular function (GO): calcium ion binding
Source: RefSeq, a predicted model, not a curated record